AUGAGCGGCUGGCUCACCGUCAUCGGCCUCGGCGAGGACGGGCCGGAUGCGCUCGCGCCCGCGGCCCGGGCGCUGAUCGAGCAGGCGGAGGUGCUGGUCGGCGGCGAGCGCCAUCUCGCGAUGAUCCCGGAUGGCGAUGCCCGCCGAAUGACAUGGCGCCGCCCGCUGGCGGAGACCAUGGACGAUAUCCGCGCCUUGCAGGGCCAGCGCGUCGUCGUGCUCGCGACCGGCGAUCCCUUCUGCUUCGGGAUCGGCACGAUGCUCCGGCGCGCCUUCCCCGACGAGGAGAUGGUGACGAUCCCGGCACCAUCCGCCUUCAGCCUCGCGCGCGCCCGGCUCGGCUGGAGCGCGGACGAGGUGGUGGGCGUGACGCUGCACGGGCGCCCGCUUGAGACCAUCCGCGCCUUCCUCGCGCCCGGCCAGCGCCUGCUGGUCCUCUCCCACGACGGCGCAACGCCGGCCGCAGUGGCAGCGGAGCUUACGGCCGUCGGCUACGGCGCGAGUUCGCUCACCGUCUUCGCCCACAUGGGCGGCAGCGACGAGGCCUGCGUGAGCGAACGCGCCGACCGUUGGCGCGCGGUACGGGUACCCGACCUCAACACCAUCGCCAUCGAAUGCCGCGCGGAAGGCCGCGUGAAGCGCUUUCGCGGCGCACCGGGCCUGCCGGACCGCGCAUUCGAGAACGAUGGGCAGCUGACAAAGCGCGAAAUCCGGGUGCAGACCGUGAGCGCGCUGGACCCGCGGCCGGGCGCCCUGCUCUGGGACGUGGGCGCGGGCUCGGGCUCGGUGGCGAUCGAGUGGCUCCUGAGCGAGCGGACAUGCGCCGCCAUCGCGGUCGAGCGCGAGGCGGACCGCUGCGCCCGGAUCGCCCGCAACGCCGCGGCCCUGGGCGUGCCGCGCCUCAAGGUCCAGCAGGGCGCGGCACCGGAGGCGCUGGAGCUCUUGCCGGUGCCGGGCGCGGUCUUCAUCGGGGGCGGGCUCUCGCUCCCCGGCCUGAUCGAGACCUGCUGGGCGAGGCUCGCGCCGGGCGGCGUGCUGGUGGCCAACGCCGUCACCGUGGCCGGCGAGGCGAUCCUCGCAGACUGGUGCGCGCGCCACGAGGGCACCAUGACACGCCUCGCGGUCUCCCGCGCGAGACCCGUGGGCCGCCACCUCGCCUGGCGCCCGCUGAUGCCGGUGACCCAACUCACGCUCGUCAAGACAGAAUGA
Messenger RNA from Geodia barretti, 1209 nucleotides. The record is from the annotation of a GenBank genome assembly. Lineage: Eukaryota; Metazoa; Porifera; Demospongiae; Tetractinellida; Geodiidae.